AUGGCCUCCAAUAGGGCCUCGACAGACUCUCAAGGUCCGCAGAAGUCUCCCUCGCUGGCCCCUCAAGCUCACCCACACGGGAGACAGAGCCCUUCGUUCCAACUGCACCCUGGGACACCUCUGGGCUCUCACCCACCGAACGGUCCUGGCUAUAGGAGCCCUGAGUUACGACCGAAGGAUAGCACCGGUUCACCAAAAUCAUCGAUCGCCAGCCGGCCAUCGUCACAGCGAACAGAGCCGACCCCGGCGGAAGCAACUACCCUACCGGCUCCUGUUUUGCCUGUUCCUGCGCAGACUGCUCCAGCGCCUGCUGCCCCCAAUGCACCUGCUCCCAGUAUACGUGCUCCAAUGAUACUGGCUGCUCCUACGGUAUACGCUCCAACAGCGCCGGCUCCUUUGACACCACAGCCAUUGGCCCCUAUCCCUAAGCGGGAUGAGGAUGCUCUUGCCCAAGCCCCGAAUAGUGCUCCUCUGCCUGGAGCUCAGACAGCGUCUGGUGAGAAGAAGGACAAAUGGACAAAGACUCCCGCUGUAGAUUAUACCGGAGAUGACUGGGGAAGCGAGGAUGAGUGGAAUUAA
Messenger RNA from Clonostachys byssicola, 579 nucleotides. The record is from the annotation of a GenBank genome assembly. Lineage: Eukaryota; Fungi; Ascomycota; Sordariomycetes; Hypocreales; Bionectriaceae.